GUUCGUUCGUCGAAACGCAAGUGUUAGUGAGACUACAGCGCGCUGUGUUUAAAAGGACUGAUGAACUAAUACAACCUGUUAUAUUUCUUAUAAAAGAUAUAAUAUAAAGUUAUACUAAUUGCAUUUCAUACACCAGAAGACACAAUUUUAAUCACAACUGUAAGCGUCUGUAUGCUGAAAUAUAAAGAAGUAACCAAAAAAUUCUCUCUUUCGCUCUCUACUUCUCUCUUUUGAUCAUCGGUCGCUUCACAUGCUCAUUGAAAAUGUUAUGAUUAGUGUUAUAUUUUGCUAUAUUUUGCACGCGCGCUCUCUUUCUUUACUCUCAUGCGCUUGCGACUUUCACGAAACUGUAAUACCAAAAAAAUAAAAAUAAAAAAUAUAGUAAACAAGGCAAGCCACAUUAUAGUAGUGGCCGUAUUGGUGUAACUGUGUGUGUGCAAAUUGAUGACAACGAAGCGUGUGUGAAGUGAGCAGCGCGUAAAUCGGGUGCAAUGAAAUAAGCUUGACAAAUUUGCAGUGUUUUCGUAAAACAAAGUGCAGUUAAAAAUAAAUGCUUACAUACAUACAAGCAUACGCAUAUCUAUUAAUUUACUGACACAUAUAGACAGAUUCUAGUUUGAAUUUGUUAACACUUUUUUAAUACAGCAUGUCAGGAAUAACGGCUUUUAAUUGAAACUACUCUCAAACGUACCUACAUACAAACUUAUUCAUAUACUUGUAAGCCCUAAACGCGAAUUAUCGCGGCCUCUAACAUGGAUGCACAUUUUGAGCACUUGUGUCGCAUUUGUGCAGCAAACACAAAAAGUAAAAGUAAUUCUGUUGUCGAAAGUGUUUUUAUUUUCAAAACAACUGGCUUGAAGGAUAAAAUAGCUCGUCAUAUAUUUCUCAAUGUUGCUGAAAAUGAUCCCCUACCUAAGGUCCUUUGCAAAUCGUGUUAUCGACAGGUUGAAGCUACUGCCUCACUUUCUAAUAUAGCCAAGCACACACAGCGUGUCUUUCGAGACUUUUUGCUAAGCACAGUGCAAUCGCGCCAAGCUACAGCAGCUCUCGUUAACGAAUCACAAGUGGCGCCAACACCAACGCAGGAGGUAAAUGAAUCCAGCCACAGCGACAGCAACAUUAAGCGGCAUUUCGGCAGUUUGGAUAACAAUACAUUUCGUCCUAUAUUGUUGACACGUCCUUCGGACCCGACACAUGCUUCAGCCGGCAAUGAAAAACAUGACGAUGUUGUAAUCAGUUUGACUAAUAAAGACAGUGAGCAUCAUCAGCGGCAUCAGCAAAAGCGACAACGCGAUGCACCAGAAUACAGCAACAAUCGCAGCAAUGCUAAAAUGAAUAGUCUAACUCAGCCGACCCGGCGUAACAGCGUAUUUGUGGAUUCGCGCUACAGUUCAGCACCGAUGUCGAUAGCACAGCGUUCAAUGCAACUACCACCAUCCUUAGCACCAAUACAUCCAGAGGUGGCACUUUCCAAAGUCACAAAAUAUAGUCCAGAAAAAAGGCAUUCACCAGCAGGUGUUAUCAAUUUUAUUCAGACUCAUGGACGUAUCACAGGCAGUGCACCUACAAUCACCACAACUGAAGUCAAUAAAAGAUACAGUACCGGUACCGGUGGUAGCACAUGUGCUCACGCUAAAAAGCAUCAAGUCCCUGCUUCUGCUACACAGACUGUUAGUAUCGCUGGCGUACCCAAUCUGCCUAAAAGCGUUCUUCAACAAAAGCAACGUAAUCUAAAGAAUGCCCUAAACAACAUCAGUGCCAUACGCGAUGGACAAGUAUCUCUAUUAAAACCAUCUCACCAACGCCAGACUUUAGAAGAUAUUGAUAUUAGACCACUCGUUACUACCACGGUUGUGCCACACCAGUCGUUGUAUGGAGCCGAACCAUCUGUAGAGGAAGCGCUUCCAGAACAUAUCAUUAUAGCUGCACCCAAGAAGAAAAAGGAAGAGCCUGCCACCUUAACCCUGAAAAGUCCACCGAAAUUACAAAAGAUUGGAAUAACACACGCAAAAAAUGUUCACGGAGAAAAUGUAAUGGCAGAAACAUCAUCAGUAAAUAAAUCUAAAGCGCUACCCAGCAUGAGCAGCCUUACCGAUGCUAUUUCCCUGGGUAAUGUUAUUCGAGAUCCAGACCUAUUGAAACUCAUACUUAAGGCACUAAAAUGGCCAGUCACAAUUGGUAAUUGUAAUGAGCAAAUGGCGAAACUAAAGAACUCUAAAUUUGCAGUAAUUAUGUCGGAUAGCAAUCUUCUGCAGGAUAAUGAUCUUACACAGCUACUGGGGCCUUAUCUUGGGCCGAUGAUGGCUAUUGUCCAGCAGCAGCAUAACAAUCCGUCCUGCAAUCCGAAUAAGACUCCUUCUCCACCUGCAAGUCCAUCUGCAACAGCUGAGCUACGCACCAUAGGGGAGUGCACGAUGCCGUAUAAACUACCGCCAGAGACUUCGGUGCAAUUGGUACCGUCUAGUCCGACGGAUGAAGAGCACCCACAGCCACUAACAAGUAGACCCCUAGAUCCCAAACGCCAACAGCGAAAAUCACGUUUACACGAUUUAAGCGGUAACGAGCCACCAAACACUGAGGACAUAGCAACGACGUCAAAAGCGACACUUGUUGCAAAUGAAUUGCUCAACAUAAACGCCAAGCUACUGUCACAAUUUAGCACAAACCCAGCUGAUGUGCUUAAUGAAGCGCUAACUUCAAUGUUAAAACAACAGCAGGAAUCGAAAAUUCAACGUUCGAUAUGUCGACGACGCAGUGCUUCAGCGGCAAGCUCUGCCCUAAAUUUAGAGGACAUUGUUCUCGUUGAGCCCCAACCGUUACUUGAUAAUCCCUUAUCGUCUGAUGCAGAUGUUUCCACUAUUACAUCACUUCCAGAGUUAUCUGAUCCUUCUCCAAUAACGCGACCGAUCAUUAAGCGCCGAAAGGCCGUUACAAAAACAGCAAACAGACCAGAGAUUUCAAUGCCCAAAGCAGAUGAAAAUAAUUCUAAGACUGAGCCCGAACAAGAGAAGAGCACAGAGGAGAUAGUUUGCACUGAUAAUCACUCUAAAAUCGUUGAAGCUUCUUCUAUCCAAAACUCAGUGGAUACUCCACAAGCACCAACCAGUACAGUACAAGAAGUUAUUUCCAGUAGUUGCACAAGCCAUGCACUUGGAUGUGCCAGUGAAGACACAGAUGCCAACUCCGCCACCGCCACCGCUACCAAAAGCAAGUCCAACACUCCUAUGGCGAGUGUCCGUAAAACAAACGUUAAAUCUGCUCUCGGGCAAAAACUUCUAGAAGCUAUAGGCUUACCGCAGCCCGGCAAGGACGCUUUAACAGAAAGUGCCCGUGACACGUUGCGCAGUGCACUAAAGCGGUCGCUAAAGCAAGCUCAAGAACAGCAGCAGCAACUUAAGCGCGUUAAGCAAGAGGAACCAGUAAAACAGAUGGCAGAUUCUACUACUAAACUGGUUGCCGGUGAGUCUUCGGAGGAACACAAGAAGGCAAUCGCUGAACGUGAAUUGGAAUUGUUAAAGCGCAAAACAAAGAACACAGACAAGAACAGCUUGCCUAUCAAAGAUGAGAAAUCAGACCGAACUGAUGUAAGUUCAUCAUCGUCCCGCAACCGUAAAAAUCGCAAUAAAUCAAAAACCGAUACCCUAGACGAUGAUUCUGGCCUUGAGGAAAAGAAAAGCGAGCGAUGGGAUGAAGAUGAUGACUUGCCUUUGAAAACAGAGCCUGAAAAAAACACGGAUCAUAUUAAUCGUCCUACGCGCACGAGCAAAACGAUGUCAAAGUAUUAUAAAUCUCCUUGCGUUGACAAACCGUUGUCGCCUUCAAAGUCACAACAUUCUAUGGGAAGGCGAUCAACCAGACAGCGUUAAGUAGCUCAGCCUAGAUUUAAAUUAUAAACUGAUCGGGCUUUCUCUGAGAUAUAAAAUAUGCUCAGAACUUGUUACACUUUUCAUAUUUUAUUAAGACGCAGUGUACACAGUAUAUACGUACUUUAUUUAUAAAUAGUUUAACUAUUUACUCAACUGGAGUUAAAUAUAUCAAUUGCCUUAUGGACA
Drosophila hydei is the source of this 4052-nucleotide messenger RNA. RefSeq lists its product as uncharacterized. Lineage: Eukaryota; Metazoa; Arthropoda; Insecta; Diptera; Drosophilidae. The transcript is spliced from 5 exons. The record is from RefSeq and is a predicted model, not a curated record. Gene Ontology annotation, cellular component: nucleus. The coding region runs from base 753 to 3866 and encodes 1037 amino acids. Gene Ontology annotation, molecular function: zinc ion binding.